GAGAGGCGUUCGAUUUGUAUGCUUCAUAGUGUGACACCUGGUAAGUGGCAUAAGUUGGCCUUCUUCAGCAUCGACGAUCACUGCGGCUGAAGAGAACGGGAUGUUUCCUGGCUGGUUCCUCUCUUCGUUGACUAAUAUUCUUCAGUUCUGGCGCCAUUGUAGUAUUAAGAUUGGGAGAAGAUUGAGCAUUGGAUGGUGAGCGAAAGGUGAUUUCCCCUCUUUCCAAGUUAGGUUGGCGUUAGUUAUUUGAUAUUUGUGUUCUUGUCUGGACUUCCCAUGGUGUGCUGCUGCUGUAUUAUUUUAUUUUGACGGCCUCAACUGAAAAGUUUAUGUGAAGUGCUAAGGAGCAGAGUAUUAAGGAUAGAGUCCAGAUUUCCAAGCUGAAAGCUAUGUCUGGUGAUUUACCUCCAGAAAUUCUUGUGGAAAUUCUUCACAGACUACCCCUCAAGUCUCUUGUGAAAUUCACCUCCGUUUGCAAAGCUUGGAAUACCCUUAUCACGGACCAUACCUUCAUAUUUGAUCAUCUCAACCGAACAAUUGAAGCCAGCGAUGGAAAUGAUACCCUCUUUCUUCAACUCUGUCGUCGAACUUGGGAAUUGCAGAACGAGCGCUUCGAUUAUGGGGAAUUUUACUCACUGUACUCUGACAACCAACAAAUUGAUCACUUCUCUGUUGAGAGAUUCCCGCUCACUCACCUAUUCCGAUUGUAUGAUUAUUCAACGGUGGUUGGAACUUGCGAUGGUCUGGUAUGUAUUGCUGAUUAUUCAAUGCUUGAUUCAGCUACUCACCUUAUUUGGAACCCUUCGAUUCGAAAAUAUGUGGUGCUUCCCAAACCAAUCGUGACCUGCAGGACCGGCAAUCGCGAACAUGAGAGGUACCGGCUUUGUUUUGGGUUUGGCUUUGAUUCUAGGAGUAAGGAUCACAAGGUAAUUAGACUUGUGGCUCUCUGCAAUGAACAAGAAGAUACACCUCAGGUUGAGGUUUACUCUCUUGUUUCUCGUUCCUGGAGAAUCAUCACUGCUAGAGCUCCUUCCUUUCUUCUCUCUGAGCAUCUGCGGAAUAUACCUCAGGUGUUUGUGAACGGUUUUGUACACUGGGUUGUCAGCCGUAGAUGUGACGGUCAAAUUCAGAAUUUUAUUUUGUCAUUUGAUGCGGUUGAAGAAACGUUUGGAGAAUUAACGUUACCACAACAUCUGAGAGAUUCUACUUCUGUGUUAUCUAUCUUGGAAGGAGGGCAUUCACUUUCUGUGCUUCAUACUUACUCAGAAGAGAACCAAUAUUUUUAUAGUAUAUGGAUAAUGAAAGAAUAUGGUGUUGCGGAGUCAUGGACUGAGGUGUUCUGUUGUGAUACCAAACGUUAUGGGGGCAUAGUUACUGUAUUAGCUCUUGGUAGCAAUGGAAAAGUGGUGCUAAGGAUUCGCAGUGGAGCUAUAGCUUUACUUGAUCCAAUCACAGAGUUGGUGGAGCCUUUGGGAGAUCGAAAAUAUUUUCCCACUUUUGUAGGAGAUUAUGUUGGGAGUUUGGUUUUCAUAAAUACAGAACCAGAUGUUUUGUCUUGCUAGAAAUUGUAGAUAUAUACAGGGUGAAGGCAAGGUUGUCUUAUGGAUGGAUUGAUUUUGCUGGCUGGAUUAUUGCCUCUAGAGUCAGAUUAAGGCCAAAUGUUUGGAUUAUAAUUCUCGUUCUCUGGAAGUCAGAGAAGAAGAAUGGAUUCUGUUCUUUUCUUUCCUGUAUAUUGCUCUAUAUAUUCACUUUAAAGGCAGAUUUUAUUAUCGUU
This is a messenger RNA of Prosopis cineraria, 1774 nucleotides long. RefSeq names its product F-box protein At3g07870-like. Lineage: Eukaryota; Viridiplantae; Streptophyta; Magnoliopsida; Fabales; Fabaceae. Gene Ontology annotation, molecular function: protein binding. The transcript has a single exon. The record is from RefSeq and is a predicted model, not a curated record. The coding region runs from base 390 to 1562 and encodes 390 amino acids.